Messenger RNA from Arctia plantaginis, 6018 nucleotides. The record is from the annotation of a GenBank genome assembly. Lineage: Eukaryota; Metazoa; Arthropoda; Insecta; Lepidoptera; Erebidae.
AUGGCGGAGAAGUUUAGCUUCUGUCUUAACACCUUGCUUUCUGAUGUGGCCAUGAAACAGACAGCUCUCAGGGAAGAAAUCAUCACGGCCCAAAUAGAACUUAUGUCCAACCUGACCAAACUCGUUAUAAAUUGCCACGAAAGUCGAGAUUACAGCAGUACUUUAUCUAAACUUCAACUUUGUAAGAGUGCUAUACCAAUUUUGAUAGGCCUAGCUCGAUCCAUGGGCCGGUAUUCAACAUUGGACCCUCCUCUACUCUGCCGUUUGUUCCCCCAACCACUGAGUCCAGGGAAAAAUAAAGAACCUGAACCGAACUUCGAAUAUUCUACUUUGGAUAAGAAAAGAAAGUUUAAUCAAUUUCGUCCAAUCAUUCCCAGGUCAUUAUCCGGGAAUUUGCAUGCAAAUAAUGAAAAUAUCCUGGAAAAUGGCAGUGAUACUAUUGAUAGUAUUGGUGGGACUUUGAAACGCGGAUCUCUCCAUAGUUAUAAUUCAGUUCCUUAUGAUCCUACCACAUAUUUCUUUCAUAAGUUUGGAUCAAGUUUCAAUCAGUUUCCCUAUAUGAGGUUUUCAGAAUCGCCUGAGAAAAGAAGUAGUGUCCAAUUUUACGUUACGUAUUUGCAGUCAAUUCUUUCUUUAGCUAAAAAGCUUCUGACUAAAGAUUUACUGGCAUUUUUGGAUGAGGAGGCUGAAGACAUAUAUGCUUCAGGGCAAAUUCAGGUUUUCCCAUACAAAUCGUUCUCUGAAACUUUAAACCUGGUUAUGGUUACUCUGCUAAGAGAAUUGCUGCAGCAUCAAAAGGACCUACCAGGUCCAUUUACUAAAGAUGUUCAGGAGUUUGUAAAGUGUCUAUUUCUAAGUGGCCAGACUGAACUUCAGAGCCGUCAUCACGAUGCAUCAGAGAGAGAGGACAGAGAAAACAACUAUGCCACUGUGAACAAAUUCAAAGUCAAUGUGAUGGCUAAUUCGGCGUGCGUUGAUCUCCUUGUCUGGGCUAUUGGUGAUGAAACAGGUGCUGACUCGUUAUGUGGGCGUUUGACGGAGAAAAUAAACUCCAAUCAUAAUCACAAGUUGAUAUUAGCACAUAUGCCGCUACUCAUGGUUUGCCUCGAAGGACUCGGCAAACUUGCUACAAAAUUUCCAUCGAUAGCAAACACAUCGAUUUAUUGCCUUCGAGACUUUUUGGUGACACCAUCACCGAUAUUAUUCAAACUGCACAAGUUGGAACUAGAGAAAUCGGGCAAGGAACACAUGAAAGUAACACUUCAAGGAAAGGAGUUGAAAGGUUUAACAGAAUCGGGAGUGCCUGUCAAGUCUACGCCAUUUGAGAAACUUCGAGAUGCGGCCAUAGAGAAUCUUUGUGUGGCGCUAGAGGCUGCUCUGACAGUCGACCCUUAUUGUGUUCCAGCAUUGGUCGGCUCCGUCAGCAAUAGAUUGUUUACUGCCGAAACGAGCGACAGUGAAUCUUCGCUAAUUAGUACGAAUAUAGUGAUAAUGUUAGGUCACGUCGCCGUCGCGUUAAAAGAUACGCCCAAAACUACUGACACCAUCCUGCAAUUUUUCCAGCAAAGGCUAUGUCGUGCACCUUCAUCAUUGGACACUUUGAUCGUAGACCAACUUGGUUGUAUGGCUCUCGCAAGCCCUGAAGGUCCAGCGCACGAUGAGAUCUUGAGGAUGUUUACAGUUAUCACCGUGGAGGCCGCUAGUGCUGCUUAUCACCACACUGAUGACAGGAAGCAGUACAGGCACGUGUCCGGUGCAGUUUUAAACGCUCUAGCCAACAUAGCUGCGAAUGUGCGAGGUACAAGCGCUCGACUUGAGCUCCUGACUCGAUUGUUGGAGCUGUUUGUUCAACUCGGGCUGGGAGGCGAGCGGGCGACGGACCGCUCACCCGCGCCCGUGCUCAAAGCGUCCGGGAGUGCGGGCAACUUAGGCGUUCUUAUACCAGUUAUUGCUGUCCUGGUAAAAAGAUUACCACCAAUCAGAAAUCCGAAGCCUCGAUUACAUAAACUUUUCAAAGAUUUUUGGCUCUAUUGCGUCGUCAUGGGCUUCACUGCAGCUGACUCAGGAUUAUGGCCACAAGAGUGGUACACUGGUGUAAAAGAGAUAGCAGUAAAAUCACCCUUCCUUGUUUCACAAACAUCUCUACGUUCUGAAAUGCGCGAGCUCCAAUACACGUCUGCCGUACGAAACGAUUCAGUUUCUAUGAACGAACUUCAAGAGUUAAAAACUCAGAUAUCGAACCUCCUCGAUCAUCAACCAGAUGUCACUGUUGUCGUGAAUAAGUUGACGUUUGCGCCCUGUAUGUAUCUACUCAGUGUGUAUUGGCUGGAGACUUUGAGGGUUUGUAACUCUCCCGAGCCAAGCUUACAACCAAUUAUUGAGUAUCUGAGUGACUCAACGUUACAAAAAGACAAGACCGGUAUGUGGCUAUGUGUUGCGAGUGUCGGAGAUAAAGUAUUUCAGAAAUUUUUGGACGUGAUGUCCGACAAGGUCAAAGAUGAGUCCCGCGAGAGGGAGCUAGAGGGACACGCGCAGUUCCUUCUGGUUAACUUCAAUCAUAUACACAAACAAAUCAGAAGGGUAGCUGAUAAAUGGUUAGCUGGCCUCGUUGAUAGAUUCCCUCACCUUCUGUGGAAUUGUCGAGUACUGUGGUCAAUGCUAGAUAUUCUUCAAGUACUAAGCUUUAGCUUGGAACUAGACGCUAAUCAAGAAACACCUUUGCUGAAAGUUCCGUUAACUGACUUCACUUUACAACUGCAGGAUACUUUAGAAGGAAGAGAGUGUAUCGUGAAAGAUUUUGCCGACCGUUGUCACGGUAUUGUGCAAGAGGCAAUGAAAUGGGCGCCACAAUCUACUCGAUCUCAUUUACAAGAAUAUCUUAAUCAGGUACCAAAUUCCACGUUGUGGCAUCAUUGCGGCCUGGCCCUGGCGACGGGUGCACUUUUAGGAGCCGCCGGGUUGAACAGAAUGUCGGCGCCUUUACCUCGGGCCGCGCUGGACAAGCGACCAUUAUGCGUGACGCAGGACUCGGCCGCGUUGUUAGCUGUCGUGUCGCAAAGAAGUCGGUAUGCUGGCGAAAUAGCGGGCACGGUGAGCGCGGAGGGCGGCGGCGAGGCGGCGCUGUGGCGCUGCGGCGCGCGCCUGCACGGGGCGCUGCGCGACGCGUGCGCCAGCGGCAGCGAGACCACGCACCGCGCCGCGCUGUGGCGCGCCACGGCGCUGCUCGUGCACGCGCGCCUGCACGCGCCGCACGCCGUCACCUCGCCCACCGCGCGCGCCCUGCUGCACGCCGUCGCAUGGUCCCAAGUAGAAAUCUUCACUGAAGAUGCAGUCACCUCAGCAGUGGAAUGUUGGCAGUGGCUUACGACAGCGCGACCAGACCUGGAAAUAAGACUACUGCAAGAAAUUUUCGCGGCAUGGCAGAGUACAGUCGAUAGAAAAAUGGGUUUGUUCUCUAAACAGCAUGAAGAGACCAGUCCGUUGGCUGCUCAUGAAGGUGCACAAUUAGAGCCACGUCCACCAUUUGUGGCGCCGCACGCCGUUUGGGUUAGAUAUUUGUCUGAAGUUGCUGAGACGGCCAAGUACAACAGCUUGGAGAAAGUUGAGAUGUUAGCCAGCUUGCUACACAGGUCACUGCCCAUCACCGUCGGCGAUGUAAGAGAUCAUAUCAAUAGGCACGUGGAUGCUGUUGGGGUCAGAUUCAGGCUUCUCUCCUGCGGUCUCUCGCUUCUUCAAGGCGACAUUCUUCCCCGCUCAUUGGCUCGCAACAUUCUACGAGAGAGAGUAUACUCCGCCUGCCUAGACUACUUCUGUCGAGGACUUCAAUGUCCAGCGAAAAGCUCUGGUGCUUUGAGGGAGGACAUCAUAUCGCUAAUCAAGUUCUGGCAACUCAUGCAUUCUGAUAAGAAGUACUUGAAAAGCAGUGAUAUUGGAGGAGACUACGAACUCAUGGGCCCCAACAGUCAACAAAGCGUAUAUACAUCAAACUCGCCAACAGACAAUCGAUCUUCGGUGAACAGCGAAAUAGGUAGUCGAACAACUACGGGCUGGAUUAACACGGUACCUAUGUCGACAACAACUUUGAGUAGUGGUGCAGGCAGUGUUGUAGGAAAGCGCUCCAACCGAAGUGUGAAGCCUCCCGUCAAGGCACAAGAUACAUUUGUUAAGGAUUAUGUCAAGAAGAGAAACCUUAUACUAGAGCUGAUGGCAGUAGAAAUAGAAUUCCUUGUAACUUGGCACAACCCGCACGGGCGUAUCGAGCAGGCGGUGCCGGGAGAAGACAAUAUAGCCACAUGGCGAUCCAAACCUAACACAGAUCGACAUUGGCGGGACUAUGCCAAGCUUGCCUGGGACAUAAGUCCUACACUAGCCGUAUUUUUGCCAGAAAGAUUGAAGAAUGAAGGUAUUAUACAAGAAAUUAGACGGAAAGUGCAAGCCAUGCCCACGGCUGUAUCUCACGUUCCACAAGCACUCAAAUACCUUGUUACCACUGAAACACUCCUUAAUGAUGCCCAUGAGCUGGUACACAUGAUCACGUGGGCGCGUGUGACGCCUGUGGAGGCGCUGUCGUACUUCAGUCGCCAGUACCCGCCGCACCCGCUCUCUGCGCAGGCGGCGGUCAGCACGCUGACGUCAUACCCUUCCUCCGCUCUCUUAUUGUACAUACCGCAACUUGUGCAAGCGCUUAGACACGACACAAUGGGCUACGUAGCAGAACUGAUUAAGUCUCUAGCAAAGAAGUCGCAAGUUGUUGCCCAUCAGCUCAUUUGGAAUAUGCAUACAAAUAUGUACACAGAUGAAGAAAUGCAUAACAAAGACGCGUUGUUUGACGUACUGGAGGGACUGACAAAAAGCAUCGUAGACGGGCUCUCCGGUCCAGCGAAGGCAUUCUACGAAAGGGAAUUCGACUUCUUUAGCCAAAUCACGAACAUAUCCGGAAUCAUCCGACCGUUCCCGAAAGGCGCCGAGCGAAAGCGGGCGUGUUUGGAAGCGCUGAAAAAUGUUAAGGUACAGCCAGGAUGUUACCUACCGUCGAAUCCAGAUUCGAUGGUUGUAGACAUCGAUUACAAGAGUGGUACACCCAUGCAGAGUGCUGCCAAAGCUCCUUACUUGGCAAGGUUCAGGGUACGGAAGUAUGGUAUAGCAGAGAUGGAGAAUAUAGCCAUGGCUAUAGCUUCUGGGGAAGAUAUACCUUCGGAAGAAGGCAAGGAUCGGUACACCGGCAUCGCGGCUGAGACGUGGCAGGCCGCCAUAUUCAAAGUGGGGGAUGACGUCAGACAAGAUAUGCUCGCGCUGCAAGUCAUAUCACUGUUUAAGAACAUUUUCCAACAAGUUGGACUCGACUUGUAUUUGUUUCCUUAUAAAGUGGUUGCCACUGCUCCGGGGUGUGGCGUAAUAGAAUGUGUACCGAACGCAAAGUCACGCGAUCAACUUGGGAGACAGACUGACAUAGGAAUGUACGAAUACUUCAUUAAAAAGUACGGAGACGAAACUAGCAGAGAGUUUCAGGCUGCUCGAAGAUGCUUUGUAACCUCUAUGGCAGCGUACAGCGUCAUCGGAUUCUUGCUACAGAUCAAGGACAGACACAACGGCAACAUCAUGUUAGAUACAGAUGGACAUCUAAUUCAUAUCGAUUUCGGUUUUAUGUUCGAGUCCUCCCCUGGUGGCAAUUUAGGCUUCGAGCCUGACAUCAAGCUGACAGACGAGAUGGUGAUGGUAAUGGGUGGGAAGAUGGAAGCACCACCGUUCCGAUGGUUCUGUGAGCUGUGUGUCCAAGCUUUCUUAGCUGUCAGGCCGUACCAAGAAGCAAUAAUAUCUAUGGUGUCCUUAAUGUUGGACACUGGUCUGCCCUGCUUCCGUGGAGCAACUAUUCGCCAGCUCCGUUCCCGGUUCGCGCCAAACUCCACAGAGAAAGAAGCCGCGGCAUAUAUGCUAUCCAUCAUCAGAAAUUCCUUCCUGAACUUUAGAACUAGGACCUACGACAUGAUUCAGUAUUAUCAGAACCAAAUACCUUAUUAA